This is a messenger RNA of Phycodurus eques (leafy seadragon), 2360 nucleotides long. RefSeq lists its product as uncharacterized. NCBI's taxonomy places the organism in Eukaryota, Metazoa, Chordata, Actinopteri, Syngnathiformes, Syngnathidae. Bases 300 to 2099 code for a protein of 599 amino acids. The record is from RefSeq and is a predicted model, not a curated record. The transcript is spliced from 6 exons.
GAAUGCCUUGCACGCGGCAGCAUUAUGGCGUCUGCAUUUUCCCUCCAGGAGGAGAACGACUGAGCGGCAGAGGUUGUGGAUUCUUCUUCCUAUCAUUGCUUCCCCUCUCCUCUUCCUCACCCUUCUCCUCCGCUUCCUCCUCACCAUCCUGACACCUCAUAAGACCUGGCCUGCUACCAGCAUGGGGUGUCGUCUCACUCGGACCAAGCAUUUUCUAGGUGGCCUCCCUUAUGUGUCACCCCUCUCGCUAGUCACGACAACCGACCCACCAUAGAAACUGCGAUGAGCGGCAGCGCUUCAUGGAGCGCAUGCACUGGGAGGGCAAAAUGGGGCAGAGUUACUGGAGGAGGCGCGUGGAUCACAAGAACCCCUCAGAGAGACACUGGGAAGCACUGAGAAACAUUGGACUGGUGGAGGCUGAGGAGGGCAGAGGCAGAUACAACGCUGGACACUUAUAUGACAAUAUGUAUACUGGCAAUAACACCCUGAUGAUGUCACAAGACAUCUAUCCAACCAACGGGGACAUGUCCAGAGGGUCCAGCACACAGCAUCACGCCACCAACUACCUGCCCGGCGUCUCCUACAGCUUGGACCAUCUGGACCGCCUGGACUACCAGGCUCCAGAAAUGUCGGCGUAUCAGCCCACUUCCGAAAGUUGUCUGCUUGGCUGUUACAACACUGGAGAAACGGAGCAGAAGAAUUCUUCCAGACAGUCCAACUACUACCCCACCUGGCGUCCUCUGGGCUACAUUUCCCUCAAUGAGCUGGACAGCCGACUGGGCUGCGACCCUGACAGCCCACAUAACCGGGUGCCACUCUCUGAAGCAGAGACGGAUGCCAUUUCAUCACUUCCGGGCCACACCCCCUCCUCUCAGGGCUCCUCCUCUUCCUCCGAGUCGCUUGUUUCUUCAGAACCCAGCGACUCAGGUUUCCACAGCGUCAGCACUGGUGAGCAUAGGUCUCGCCACAAAAACGCCCAUCACCUACUGUUGGGCCACUCCCCCUACAAGCAGAGAGGCCACUGGGAUCUGGAGUCCAUCCCUGAGACAAUGCCUAUGAGCGACACGGGGGCGCAGCAAUCUUCCCGCUGCAUGGUGGGCAACAGCACAACCACCAGGGUGCAUUUCAACCGAGCGGAGAAGAGUCCCACAUUGCCUUGCAAGCGCUCGCUACCUUCGCCCUCCCCCGGUUGUCGUACUGAGCCCUGUCAGCGGAGGGCAUUGUGGCUGGAGCAGCACCAAGCAAGAGGCUGUACCAUUGAGGUGCCGGGAUGCAGUCGGACCGUAAUGGAUCUGAGUGAAGCCCAGCAGCAUCGCAGGGCAAGUCACCCCAUGAAACCAAACCUGGUAACGAAGCAGGUCCAGAAUAGCCAACCACAUCCAGCCAAUAACACGCUGGCUCUGAUGAGCCAGGAUAGCUAUCCUGCUUACCUCAGCAUAGACAGACCUAGCCUGACCAGUCACCAGAGAACCAGAACUGGCCAGAGUGCAGGCAGCAAUAGAGAAGAGGACACCAGGAGUCAUAGCUUGGUUUCUAGUGGCUCAACAGACUGGCGUACGUUUCAGACUCUGGGAAACCAAGUCAGAAUUCAAAAAGGUUCUGCUGGUCCUUAUUACAACACCCUGGGAGCGCACAGGAAACCCCGGUCUCCACCUUCCCCCCACUGUCGCCAGUCCAAUCAGAAGUCCGUCAGGAAUCAGCUGCUCCGUGCCCGAGCUUACAAGCUGGCGCGGGAACGCAGCGAGGUCACCACUGAUGAGGAGGUGCAUGGGGACGGAGAGGGACCAGGAGACCACCUUGGGGUUGACGGGCCCUGGGCCGGCCGGUACUGGAACCGGGCUGAGAGGAGACGUCACCUGGUGCUGUCACGGCAACAUAGAGAGCGGCGCAGUGGUGAUGAGCCCAUGGGGAGUGGAGGACAGAGCUCUCUGUCUUCCCAGAUGGUUCUGGAGCUGAGCCACAGGAAGCAGAACCGACUAAGGAACAGCAAGCUACUUGAUGAUUGGACAACAGUGGAGGAACUGCUUACACAUGGGACCCGAGUGGAGGUGGACAUUCAACUGUGCCCCAGCCCUCUGCUGUCUGUUACUACUGUCUGAGGGGGUGGAGCCUCAUACCUAAUGAGCCUGACACAUCUAUCCCAUUCAAGUUUAUUUGUUUGUUGGUUCACAAUCAACAGAAGUCAGGUAUCAUGUUGACACUAGGGGUAGCUGUGGAGACCACACAAGAUAUCCAAAUGGACCAAACUUUAGAAUUGAUUGAACUGAAGGUUUACUGUGAUGCUCAGAACACAUCAAAGCCAAACUAGACACAGCAGGACUACUUGUGGGCCACAAGACACCAGUGGGUACGCCUUUUCA